AUGUAUACAUUCAAUCACAUUCCCGGUAGUCAUCAUUUGGGGUGUAAGAAUCUACUGGCUUGGGGACUGGCGCGACAACGACAGAAAUACGGCGAGGAAGAGUACGGCUUCUAUCCAGAGAGUUACAUUUUCCCAGGAGACAAGCAAGCUUUCAGGAAAGCGUGGGAUGCCACUCCUGAAGGAGAUAUGUGGAUACUUAAGCCGGCGUGUUUAUCAGGAGGAGAGGGAGUGAGUAUUUUGACGGACUUGGAAGAAAUUCCCCAGGAAGCUGUCGUACAAAGAUACCUUCCAAACCCCUUGCUGAUAGAGGGCGCUAAGAUGGACCUAAGGAUAUACGUGUUGGUGGGAAGUAUAGACCCACUUAGGAUAUACAUUUUCCCUGAGGGUGAAGUCAGAAUAGCCAUGGAGAAGUACUCCAUGGACAAAUUCGAAAAGAGAGACAUACAUUUAACUAAUCUCGCUGUCAAUAGGAUGAAUGCUAACUUUACCCCCGACAAGAUAAAUAAACUUAGACCACCACUAGCGUUCUUUUGGAAGCAUGUAAAGGAACAUUAUGGUGUGGAACGGCAGCCAAUUUGGGAUAAAAUUAAAGAUAUCGUAAUCAAGUCCAUAAUAAGCGGGGAAGAAUUCAUGCAAGCAGGUACGACUUCCUACGUAAAGAACAGACACAGCGUCUUCGAAUUGUUUGGAUACGAUUUCUUCAUUGAUGACAAUUUGGAGCCAUGGCUUAUGGAAGUGAACGUUUUGCCAAGAAUAACAAAAGAAGGCCUAAAAGAAGUGCACCAUCCUCUGCUGGUGGAUAUGUUUAACCUGGUUGGUCUUCAGAUACCAGACGACGACGGGGACAAGCCACAAGGAGAAAGCGAGGAAAUUGUGCCCAAACAUCUUGUUAUGGACUCAAGACUGUGGACACAACCUCUGACUGAUGAAGAAAAAGAAAAACAAGAAAAAUUCAUUGAGAUGAAAGAUGAGAUUCAGCAACAAGCAAUACUGGAUGAACUGACACCGGGUGACGUGAGAAUUUUAAUUAACUCCUUGGACGAAAACAACCGAAAAGGCGGAUUUGAAAGAAUAUAUCCUACAUCAGACACCAAGAAAUAUCACAAAUUCUUCAAGGAACCCAGAUACUAUAAUCUUCUACUCCACCACUGGCUUCAACGCUAUCAACAUAAGAAAAAGGAAGGGAUCAAAGUUCUUGAGUCGUAUUGUCAGCAGGGGAAACACUUAAAGCUCUGAUAUCAGCAGAACUCUAAUUAUAAGUGUCAAAAAAGUACACGGAUGAAUGUAGGCAUUGGAGUAUAUCAUCCAUGUCCUCUAGCUCACGGACUGCAUAAUGAGAAUGAGAAGAUACUGGAUGUUAAUUAAUUACAGAAUAACGAACACCUGCAUACUACAUUAAUUGUACUCCAUAUUGUUUUACUUAAAAAAUAAAAGGGUGUCAAAUAUCA
Molecule: messenger RNA, 1448 nt
Organism: Lingula anatina
Lineage: Eukaryota; Metazoa; Brachiopoda; Lingulata; Lingulida; Lingulidae
Product: tubulin monoglutamylase TTLL4-like
Biological process (GO): microtubule cytoskeleton organization; protein polyglutamylation
Cellular component (GO): ciliary basal body
Molecular function (GO): tubulin binding; tubulin-glutamic acid ligase activity
Source: RefSeq, a predicted model, not a curated record